AGAAAUGUGAUGAAUGUUACAGAGCAUGAACUAAAUAUCGUCAGCUGAAUUUCUCGCUUCUCUUUUGAUUUCUCUCCUUUCUUCGACUUGGUUAUUUGUUAUUUCAAUCACAACAAACAAUGCUUAAUGGUAGUCCAGUAUUUUGAGCAGUAACUCGGAGAAAGGCCUACAGUGUGGAGUUUCUUGUCGAUAUAUUUACACAUCUUUGUGUUAGGGGAUCAUUCGCCGGUUUCAACGGUAAUCAAGGCUUUUUUGCCGUUGCUUUUGUCUUCGGUGACGGCUCUCUUUCGCAGUCGUUUUUUGCUUUGAAGAACGCUAAAACUGGCGGGCUUGGAAGUAAUCAAACGAUCUUCAUUUAUACAUCAUGGCGAUCGCGAAUCGACAGAUACAAUGGAAGAAUGCGAAACUAAAGAUCCCAAGUGCUCGCCAUCAUGCGACAACAUAGAGAAAGACGACACUUGCACCGAAGAGUGGUGUUCUUCUGAGAUUUUAGGCGAUGAUAGUUAUGUAGAAGAAACACUAUCCAAUUCCGAUAAUCUGGAGAUUGAAAGUGGAGUAGAGAGUGCCACAGGAGAUGUAGCUGAAGCAGAUUUUCUCGGACCGGAGUUCACCGGAGACGAACUAUAUUUACAACUGGGAGAUCUUGAUUUAACAACAGAACAGGCACAGGAAACGUUGAAAUACUUUACUUUGGCAUCAGAUCGAACAAACCAGAUGAGUAAAACAUACAAUGACUUGGAUGCCAUUUUGCAGCUCUUACAAGAGAAAGAGAAGGACUUGGAGCUUGCAGCCAGAAUUGGCCAGGAGACACAACUUCAACAUGAAGUGUCCAUGAAAAAUGAACUUCUCCAGAAGUUCAUCAAAGAUCAGGAGAUGGAUGAGUUCUAUCAGUUAUCCCAUCGCUCUGAUGAAGACAGUCGCAGCAGCGACAGCUCAUGCAGAGAUGUCUCCAUCACUUCACUUCAACAGAAGUGUCAGGCUCUGGAGCAACAGAACACUCAUCUCAUCUUUGAGGCUUUACAGUUGAAGGAAGAAACAGCGACUGUGGAAAUGAAGGAACAACAACUGGUUCUAGACUGUGUGCGACAAUUAGUGGAAGCUAAAGAUCAGAUUUCUGAUUUGACUGACGAGAUCUCGCAAAAGGCAGAGGAUAACAUCAGACAGCAGGAGGAGAUCACUCAUCUUAUUACAACUGUCGUGGACCUACAAAAACGGCACAAACAGCUUUCAAUGGACAAUGAAGAACUGCAAAGUUUACUGAACUCUUCCACGGCAAAUCAAAGCCAGCUUCAAAACAAGGUUGAUGAUUUGAGUGACAAAUACCAUGAAUGUUUGGAGAUGUUAAUGGAAAAUCAGAGGGAAGUAAAAAAGCUAAAUACAAAGAUUGACAGUGAUGCCCGUGACUCAAUUGCUUUGGAGAUCGAGGAAAGCGUCAAAAGAGACCUGACCUCCCAACAGGAGAAAAGAGAGCACACUGCUCGUGUUAUGGAAACUGUGCGUGCCAUUAACACAAAGAGAACCCGCAAAGGCGUUUCCUCUAAGUCCAAGAAUACCAGUACCCCUGAAGGGUCAGGCUUUAAAUUCACUUACUCCCCCUCAGUAAAUGAAUCGAAAGCCUCAGCGGAAGGUGCGGGAAACUCUCAAGCUGGGAACCCCGUGGCGGAAAGGCGAGUAUCGUACGGACGUCGCCCAUUCAGAGCUCCAGAAAAACUCCAGAUUGUAAAACCGAUCAAAGGUUCCGUAACGCUGCAUCAGUGGAAAAAAUUAGCCAACCCCACCCUGAAUUUGGCGGAGACUCGGCCUGGGGUACACGUUAAAGGAGAGGGCGCGGAUGCAUCGGAGAACGAACCAAGAGAACGGAAGGAGUCAAGUGAUUUGGACGCCGACGAGUCCGAGGAAGAUGAACCUUUGUACAUGAAUCUUCCCCGUACCUCGGAGAGUACCUCCGAAGCUGUCAGCCAAACAGGGACAGAAGAUGGUGACGAGGAUGAUGAACCUAUCCAGAUGCGAGUCCCUCACGGGCUUGAACUAGGGACCACCUCCAAAAAGAAAGAAGAGACCGUGGCUGAGAAAGGUAGCUCUAAAAAGGCUCCUCCACAGAAUCUAGGGCUAAUAUCGCUUGUAAGCGGUCAAGGCUUCCAGGGAGGCUUCAAAGAACGUGGUGGCGACAGCGGCAGUAUCUUGACGCACCUGCUGAACAGCCCCUCCUCGACAUCUUCGGGGACAUCCUCAGUGGGAAAAGUACUCGCUGACGUCCUCAGUAAGGCCAGUAAGGAGGCCUCUGAAAAGGAGCCUAAUAGGGCCGAGUCUCUUCGCAACUUGGCGAAUUACUUUAGUGAGAAAGAGCGUGGUAACAGCACUGCGCCAUCUCAAGUCAAAUCACCCACCUCCCCUCCCCCAGUAGUACCUUUCACAAGCACCCUACCCUCAUCCGGAGGUGGAAUGUUGUUGAGUAAGAUACUCGGUACUAGUGGCUUAUCAGCUGGUUUGACGAUACCUGCGCCAAUUACUACGACCGCGAAGACAAGUGGUCUGCCGAGCACCACGAGCAGUACGUCAACCACUCCAAGUGUUCUUACACGAAGUACUUUGGUCAGGAACUCCAGUGGCACUAACUUAUUAAGCUUGGCUCAGGGUGCAAUGGUAGACGAUGCCUCAAAUAAGCGUCACAGUUUAGACUCGUCUCAGCUGCUUAAGAACUCAAAUAAUUCCAAGUCGGAUACUUCUCCGGGACUUGAUUUUUCUGAAUUGAAGUUUCCUACACUGCGCAGGCGUGCCAGCAGCGGUGAUCUUCAAGAGAUGGGAAGUUUAAGCAGUUUUGACCAGUUUGGCAGCGGUGGACUAGGCGCACGAUUGAAAAGAAGCUCUAGUAUCGGUAAUAUGAAGGAUCUCAGCAACGACAGCCUAGCAGGGCCCUCAAAAGACGGUUCUGAAGGGGGCUUUUUUGGUCGUCUCCGUCGUACUCCAAGUAUAGGGAGCCUAACAAGUCUGGUGCAGCGAUCCAAUUUUUCGGUUGGUUUUCCAAGUUCGCUUGCAGGAUCAAAGCUGCGGUCUACAAGUUUAGAUGCCCUCCCGGUGUUCAAGCCCGGUGAAUCGCCUCCGUCUCCUUCCAAAUUUGAUCAAGACAGCGGAAAUUUCUUUGGAAAGAACGCGCCUUCUUCCAGUCUUGACGCAAUACCCGGAGCCACCGGUGGGUUUUUUGGUGGAGGUACUAAAUUGAGUAGCUUGGCUGGUGUCCGGGGAUUCUGGUCCCAAGGAGGGAGUAAGAGUUUGGAGAGUCCUGCCCCACCUGUCCAGGCACCACCCCCGAAGAGCGAAGAGAGGCUGGAAAAAAUCACCAACGCUUUUGCUUUUGAGGACUUCGGAGGACUUGGGUUGAUGUCCUUCUUUGGAGGAAAAUUGCGCGGUUCAAGAUCAGAUAGUCAGUGAAUGAAAUUUACUGGGGGUGUCGGGGACCUAGAACCUCAGCUUUUACAGUCGUUGCGGCUGUUUUAAAGAGAAAUUUUAAAAUCAAAUUAAAAGAAAUGAUGGCAAUGACGCCAGAGGUGUAAUGGUAAAAUUGGAAAUAAAGAUUAGGUUUUUUAAAUUAUU
Stylophora pistillata is the source of this 3591-nucleotide messenger RNA. RefSeq lists its product as uncharacterized. Gene Ontology annotation, cellular component: cytoplasmic vesicle; mitochondrion. NCBI's taxonomy places the organism in Eukaryota, Metazoa, Cnidaria, Anthozoa, Scleractinia, Pocilloporidae. Gene Ontology annotation, molecular function: myosin binding. The record is from RefSeq and is a predicted model, not a curated record. Gene Ontology annotation, biological process: mitochondrion distribution; protein targeting; vesicle transport along microtubule.